AAGAGCGGCCGCCGCUCUCACCUCUCUCUUCUCUCUUCUCUAGAUCCCCUCUCCCUCAGUUCUCUCUUUUUCUUCCAGAAGAAACCAAAACCCUAGCCACUAAAAUGCCGCCCUCUUCUUCCCUCUAUUCUCUUCUCGUUCUUGCCGUCUCUCUAAAAUGAGAGGGAUGGCGGUACAAACCAUAAUUUCCGCCCUUUCCUACUUCUCUCCUUCUCAUUUGUUUCUGGAAACGAAGGGGAGAACGAGGAAGGGUGUCGCCUACAGCUACAGGAGGCAUACGCCUCCGGCGAUGACAAUGACGAUGACGAGGCUGACAUUGAAGACCCAAAGUCGAGGAGAGUUCUUGAUCUGCUCUCUACCACUCUCGAUCUACUCUUCAAAGGAGAGAAGAGACCGGCAGCGACGACCAGACCGAGGGACGGUCGACGAGGAGAAGAAGGGGCUCGCGGGAUUGCCGGUGGCGAAGACGGAGGGAAAGGCGGCUAGAGUUAUUUGACCUCGGUUCUUAGUCCGAAAUUAAUGUAGGUCUGUGGCUGGUUUGAGUGCCAAGGAGACGGGCUUCAAGCCUAGUUCGGGUUUUCAUUUGAUUGGAGUUGUAUUUCGUUUUUUUAUGAGCUCUGGAAUAUUAAUCAAGGCCAUUGUAUUUUUUAUCGAGAUGUAAUCCUUUAUGGUGAUGUAUAAUUGACAAAACAAAACUUAUAUUUCUUUU
Messenger RNA from Linum tenue, 709 nucleotides. The record is from the annotation of a GenBank genome assembly. Lineage: Eukaryota; Viridiplantae; Streptophyta; Magnoliopsida; Malpighiales; Linaceae.